ACCCACUGACGCCAUAGACCGCCGUAUGAUACUGGCACAUUGUGCCCCUCAAGUCCAUGAGAAUUCCCUUCCUUCGUCUUGUUUCUCAUAUCUCCUUGCGUCUCAGUUCAAAACCUGUCUCACUGCCUCAACUCGCUCUCGGAACUUGUCGAUACAGUAAUCAAAGAAACUUCACCGUGACGAUGGCUGCAAGGAAAGUUGACGAACAAGCAGAUAUUCACAAGAUGAAGACGGAGCCAGACGGAUCUUUCAAGAGGAAGCCUUCAGUGUUUAGGAACUUUAUUGAGAAAGGGGGAACGUUUGCGCCUGAGAAAGGACGUUACCACCUUUAUGUUUCAUAUGCCUGUCCUUGGGCUACAAGAACGCUGAUUACGAGGAAGCUCAAGGGUUUAGAAGACUUUAUUGAUGUAACUGUUGUUUCACCACGAAUGGGUUCGGAGGGCUGGCCUCUUGGCGAUGUGGACGAAUUCCCUGGUGCGACCCCCGAUCCCCUAUUCGGUGCGAAACACAUCAAGGAUCUGUACCUCAGGGUUAAUCCUGAUUAUGAUGGACGGUUCACUGUCCCCGUCUUGUGGGACAAGAAGACGAACGCGAUCGUCAACAACGAAAGUUCCGAGAUCAUUCGCAUGUUCAAUACCGCUUUCGAUGACCAGUUGCCCGCAGACAAGGCUUCUGUUGAUAUUUAUCCCGAACCUCUCCGGGCUCAGAUUGACGAGGUCAAUGAGUGGGUGUACGACACCGUCAACAAUGGCGUAUACAAAUCCGGUUUUGCCAGUACUCAGCAGGCCUACGAAACUGCAGUCGUCGCUCUUUUCGAGUCCCUUGAUAAACUCGAGGAGAUGCUGCAGGGUAAGGACUACUUGAUUGGCGACAGAUUGACAGAAGCAGAUAUCAGGUUGUUCGUCACUAUCGUACGUUUCGACCCAGUAUACGUCGGUCACUUCAAGUGCAACAUCCGCACGAUCAGGGAUGGGUACCCUGCCAUCCAUCUCUGGCUUCGAAAGCUUUAUUGGAACAUACCCGCAUUCAAGGAGACCUGUAAUUUUGAUCACAUCAAGACGCAUUAUUACUGGUCCCAUACUCACAUCAACCCCAAGCGAAUUGUCCCAGUUGGCCCUAUCCCGAAUAUCUUCCCGCUGUGAUUCUGGAGGAACUUUGCACAAAUUGAAUCAAUGACUUGUAUCGCUAGUAUAAAUGCAGAUGUUGUAUUGUAUCAAGUAAGAACGUUGAGGUAGUGUUGCCGGAAAGAAAGAGCUGAAAUUGGACUCAAACAAACGAUCGGACUUCGGCUAUCACUAUCUUCUGCCAGUGUAACGUAAUAACACAUCCUUGCCCGCAACCACCACUUGAACCACUACGACCUUCAAAUUUUCUGUUCUCUUUGGUUCGUUUAGUGACUCUUCCUCCUCCUGCUUCCUUUGACUCAAUCUGACUCAAUACCUGAUCUUGGAGACAUGAAAAAUGACAGCGAACGGGUCAUAAGCAUUUGACUUAACAUGUCUAUCCUAGUGCUCACCUCUUUCACUUAAUGGAUGUUUUCCCA
This is a messenger RNA of Somion occarium, 1543 nucleotides long. NCBI's taxonomy places the organism in Eukaryota, Fungi, Basidiomycota, Agaricomycetes, Polyporales, Cerrenaceae. The record is from the annotation of a GenBank genome assembly.